UCUCGUUCCGGCUUGGCCUCCUGACCCCCUCGCCCCCGGCCCGCUCCCCGUCAGGAUAGGUUGGAUUCCUUUCCCGAGUUCCCGGGGCUCAGGUCUGUUCUUGGCCCUGACCCGAGUCUCCGCCGGGAGGACUGGCUGCCCUUGCCUCAGGUCAGCCCUGGGGUUGCCCCCAAAAGCCUGCCCCGCAGUCCUCAGGAACGUCUUGCUCCACGGGGUGACCCGUUUGUGUGCGCGUUUUUACCCCUUAGACCGGGGGAAGCGGUGCGGUGCGUCUCCCCGUCACCUCGGGGCCACCGCGCAGUGUGCCCCCUCCCCCACCGCGAGUUCUCGGGCCCGGCACCUUGUACGGAAGGCCGAGGUCCAAGUCAGUUGUUGCCGUCCGCUCUUGUUCCCGUUGUAAUACAAUUCUCGCAGCUUGCUUCCCCUCACCCCCAGACCUUCCAGGGCACCGCAGAACCGUACCAUUUGCUCCCUGUUAGUUGGAAAGCAUCUGGUGGCUUGAAUUUCUGACUCAUAUGAUUGUUGCUGGAGUCCUGUAAACAAACCGGCACCAGCGCUAUCACAUUCUCCCCGGGAUUUCCCCCUGCUCUGUGGCUUCUUGUUGAGAGGUUUGCUUAUGGGUUAGCGUCGGAAGGAUUCAGGUUUUCCUUUUAGGUGGCUUUUCUACGUGUCGGUGGAGCCGGGAGAUGACUUACCUGGUUCAUUUUAUUCCUGUUAACUGGGUGGGUUAUUUGUUCAGUAGCUCGAGCUACUCUGGUUUUAAAUCUUUCUGAGGAGGUCUAGAAGGACUCUGAAAUGUAUUCCUAAAUAUUUUUAUUGUGAUGUUUGGUAGAGAUACUUUGCCAUUUAAACUUUAACUUUUCUCAGCCCUUCAGUGAAUCAACAGACCUAUUUUCUCAGGAGCUCAGCCUGGCCCUACUUCAGUGAUAAAGAAGGAAAGGCUGGCCACUCUAAACAUCAUUCAAGAUGUCCAGCAAAGGGAGCAGCGCAGAUGGCAAAACAGACUUAGCCAAUGGAAGCUUGUCUAGCAGUCCAGAGGAGAUGUCUGGCGCUGAGGAGGGCCGGGAGACAUCCUCAGGCAUUGAAGUGGAGGCCUCGGACCUGAGCUUGAGCCUGACCGGGGAUGAUGGUGGCCCCAAUCGCACCAGCACAGGAAGUCGGGGUACAGAUACAGAGAGCUCGGGGGAAGACAAGGACUCCGACAGCAUGGAGGACACUGGCCAUUACUCCAUCAACGAUGAAAACCAGGUCCAUGACCGAUCAGAGGAAGAAGAGGAAGAGGAGGAGGAGGAGGAGCGUCCUAGGCGCCGGGUCCAGCGGAAGCGGGCCAGCCGGGACCAGGACUCGUCAGACGAUGAGCGGGCCCUGGAGGACUGGGUGUCUUCGGAGACGUCCGCCCUGCCGCGCCCUCGCUGGCAAGCCCUCCCUGCUCUGCGGGAGCGGGAGCUGGGCUCCAGCGCCCGCUUCGUGUAUGAGGCUUGUGGGGCGAGAGUCUUCGUGCAGCGUUUCCGCCUGCAGCAUGGGCUGGAGGGCCAUACUGGCUGUGUCAACACCCUGCACUUUAACCAACGCGGCACCUGGCUGGCCAGUGGCAGCGAUGACCUGAAGGUGGUGGUUUGGGACUGGGUGCGGCGGCAGCCGGUACUGGACUUCGAGAGCGGCCACAAGAGCAACGUCUUCCAGGCCAAGUUCCUUCCCAACAGCGGUGAUUCCACCCUGGCCAUGUGUGCCCGCGAUGGGCAGGUGCGGGUAGCAGAGCUGUCUGCCACGCAGUGUUGCAAGAACACAAAGCGUGUGGCCCAGCACAAGGGAGCGUCCCACAAGUUGGCCCUGGAACCGGACUCUCCCUGUACGUUCCUAUCUGCAGGUGAAGAUGCGGUUGUCUUCACCAUUGACCUCAGACAAGACCGGCCAGCUUCGAAACUGGUGGUGACAAAAGAAAAGGAGAAGAAAGUGGGGCUGUAUACGAUCUAUGUGAAUCCUGCCAAUACCCACCAGUUUGCAGUGGGUGGACGAGAUCAGUUUGUAAGGAUUUACGACCAGCGAAAAAUCGAUGAGAACGAGAACAAUGGCGUGCUCAAGAAAUUCUGUCCUCAUCACCUGGUGAACAGUGAGUCCAAAGCAAACAUCACCUGUCUUGUGUACAGCCACGACGGCACAGAGCUCCUGGCCAGCUACAACGACGAAGACAUUUACCUCUUCAACUCCGCUCACAGCGAUGGGGCCCAGUACGUGAAGAGAUACAAGGGCCACCGGAAUAACGCCACAGUAAAAGGCGUCAAUUUCUAUGGCCCCAAGAGUGAGUUUGUGGUGAGCGGCAGUGACUGCGGGCACAUCUUCCUCUGGGAAAAGUCAUCGUGCCAGAUCGUCCAGUUCAUGGAGGGGGACAAGGGAGGCGUGGUGAACUGUCUCGAGCCCCACCCUCACCUGCCUGUGCUGGCGACCAGUGGCCUUGACCAUGAUGUCAAGAUCUGGGCACCCACAGCUGAAACUUCCACCGAGCUGACAGGGCUGAAGGACGUGAUAAAGAAGAACAAACGGGAGCGCGACGAGGACAGCUUGCACCACACCGACCUGUUCGACAGCCACAUGCUCUGGUUCCUCAUGCACCACCUGAGACAGAGACGCCACCACCGGCGCUGGCGAGAGCCCGGGGUUGGGGCCCCAGAUGCCGACUCCGAGGAGUCUCCCAGCUCCUCAGACACAUCAGACGAGGACGAGGGCCCCGACCGUGUGCAGUGCAUGCCGUCCUGAGGCCUUGUCGCCAGGAGGGGCGGGCUGGGGCUGCUGGCCCGAUCCUGCCUGGACAGCCCUUUCCUGUGCCAGGCCCUUCCAUUCAGCAGACACGCACUUUGGACUUUUUGCUUUAGAUAAAAAAGAAAGACAUCCCAGGAGAAAGACCAGAGGGGGAGCGAACCCGCGGAAUAGCUAAGAGUGGGAGCCACGCCCCGGGAUGGGCUCCGUGGAGAGGUGCACAGGGCUCAGCAGAAAUGGCCUCUCCCCAAAGCCUUGUUUUUUGGGAGGGGGAGCCUAUUUUGUUAACUGGUUUGGGGUAGGGAAUGGGGUUUCCUUUUCUUUAAUCUCCCUUGUUUCUUGGGUGGGCGGGGUGGGGAUAACUGGCUGUUCAGUACCCAUGGGCCAGAGUGGGGGUGGUAGGAGUGCCACUCUCUCUCUGGUUUAGGUUUUUGGCCUUUUUCUUCUUUAUUUUUUAAAAGUCUGUGACAGUUGCAUUUUUUCCCCCCCCCGAACAACCCCAACCCAGGAUCUUGUUUUUUCUGGGGAGUCCUUAGAGCCCCUAACCACCCCACACUCUUCACUUUCCUUCCCACCCGUUCACCCUCUGUACUUCCCACAGUGUUUCACACUUGAAGAUAAUGUGUUGUUCACGCUCUUCUCUUAAUCCCGUCACCCCUAACUGGGUCUGGUGAGGGGGGCUGGGGGGAGCGGGAGGAGGGGCGGAAGUGGAGGAAGGAUAGAAGGACGUGUUACCUCUUCUGUUACUUUUAAAACAAAGUUGUUUGGUGGCAGCAAUCUCUUUGCCCUGUCACUGUUAGAGGCCUAAUUUUAUAUCUAUAAAUAUAUUAAAAAGCAAGUCAAACUUGGAAGUAUCACGUUAAAAUUAUUGUCAGUUUAAAUACCUACAUAUUCUGACCGCAAUAAAGGGACUGAAAAGAGAGCGCAGGAGUAACAAUGUCGCGGUCGCGCUGGGGUCAGCCCACCCUGUGUGUGUGGCCAGUGGAGAUCAGGGCGAACCCCUUAGGUUCUUGGAGGCUCCAGAAUGGAAGGAGCCUCAAUUUGGCACUUCCUUGCCUCCUGCCACGGUUUUGGGGUUGGGAAAACAGGAAUUUCCUUUCAGUUCUUUGCCUCAGCUCGCCUACCUCUCCUCCUGUUCUGUGGGGUCCCCAGGAUGGCUCUCCAAACCAGAGGCUGGCCUGUCUUGAAAACUUGACUGAACUCGGGACUUCGGAAAGGGUGCUGUCGCUGCGGACUGUCCUACCAUAUGUGACAGAGGACACGUUCAUGCUAGUGUCAGCUGCUUCGUUCUUUAAGCCGCCCCCCUCCCCCCAGCAGCUCCCUUCCUAGGGGAAGAGCAUUGUCGCCAGAGCCCUCCUGGGCUGGCCUUUACAGCCUGUCCACCUCUUGAGACCUUGUGGGCAAGGGACACGUUGAGGGUGCAGGCGGCUGGGGCUUGGACACGUAUCUCGUUGCCGGUCAUGGCUCUGAAAGUCGCAGUUACGUUCCCGCCUGUUGCUUGUGCUGCUAUCUCUCUGCGCCCCAUCCCGGAGCUCUGCACCCCGGGGUGGUGUGCUUCUACUAGAACUGGCCGGGAAGGAAGGGAACAGCGAAAGCAUGGAAUUCCCAGACGCUCCUUCCUCCCGUCCCUUUUCUUAGCAACUGUCAGACCAGAUGUGAGUGCUGCACUUCCACCCUGAGGUGGGCGACGUGUGGCCACAGUGGUCUGCGUUCCCACGGCUGCUGGGUGAGGGAGUGGCCUAGAAACCAUGCACUCUGGAAUUUGUUGUGUAUUUUCUCUCAGUAAAGCUUUUUUUUUUCUUUCUGA
Molecule: messenger RNA, 4561 nt
Organism: Enhydra lutris kenyoni (northern sea otter)
Lineage: Eukaryota; Metazoa; Chordata; Mammalia; Carnivora; Mustelidae
Product: DDB1 and CUL4 associated factor 8
Exons: 13
Coding region: 967-2754 (595 amino acids)
Cellular component (GO): cytoplasm; Cul4-RING E3 ubiquitin ligase complex
Molecular function (GO): protein binding
Source: RefSeq, a predicted model, not a curated record